CUCACUCGUUUCUCAAAAGCUUCACCUUUCGUUUUCUCCUCUUCUCCACGAUUCUCGGCCUUAGCGUCUACUUUCUCUCUCUGUGUGUGUCUCUAUAAGCAGAAUAGUAUUCUUCUUCUCGGAGACUGAAUCGAUCGUACAAGCGGAAAUGAAACCUUUCACCUUCUUCGGUAGAUUUUCUAGAGCUUUCCAUGAUCAUCCUUCUCUCUCCAGGAUCCUCCUCGUCUCCACCAUCAGUGGUGGAGGACUUAUAGCCUAUUCUGAGGCAAAUGCAUCAUUCUAUAGUAACAAUGGUGUUGAGACUGGAACCAGAAAGAAGAAGGUAGUGCUGCUCGGAACUGGAUGGGCUGGAGCAAGUUUCUUGAAGGAUUUGAAUAAUCCAUCAUACGAGGUUCAGGUUAUAUCGCCUCGAAACUACUUUGCUUUCACCCCUCUGCUUCCUAGUGUCACUUGUGGAACCGUUGAAGCUCGCAGCGUCGUUGAGCCCGUUCGCAACAUUGGAAGGAAGAAAAAUCUUGAGGUGUCUUUCUUGGAAGCAGAAUGUUUCAGAAUUGAUCCAGGAAGCAAGAAAGUUUACUGUCGAUCUAAACAAGGCCUGGACUCUAAGGGAAAGAAAGAGUUUGAUGUUGACUAUGACUACCUUGUGAUUGCUACUGGUGCUCAGUCUAACACAUUUAACAUUCCUGGGGUGGAGGAGAACUGUCAUUUCUUGAAAGAGGUUGAAGAUGCACAGAGAAUCCGUAGAACUGUAAUUGAUUCAUUUGAGAAGGCAAAUUUACCGAACCUAAACGAAGAAGAGAGGAAGAGAAUUCUACAUUUUGUAGUUGUUGGUGGUGGACCAACAGGUGUUGAGUUUGCUUCUGAGCUGCAUGAUUUCGUCACCGAGGAUCUUGUCAAACUCUAUCCUAAAGCCAAAAAUUUAGUGCAGAUCACUCUUCUAGAGGCUGCAGACCACAUCUUGACCAUGUUUGACAAGAGAAUCACUGAGUUUGCAGAAGAAAAGUUUAGCAGAGAUGGUAUUGAUGUGAAAUUGGGUUCUAUGGUGACUAAAGUGAAUGAGAAAGAUAUAUCUGCUAAAACCAAAGGAGGAGAGGUUUCCACAAUUCCGUAUGGAAUGAUCGUUUGGUCAACUGGUAUUGGGACACGUCCUGUGAUAAAAGAUUUUAUGAAACAAAUUGGUCAGGGUAAUAGACGCGCUUUAGCAACUAAUGAAUGGCUUCGUGUUGAAGGAUGUGAUAACAUAUAUGCACUUGGUGAUUGUGCAACUAUCAACCAGAGAAAAGUCAUGGAAGAUAUAGUUGAUAUUUUCAAGAAAGCAGAUAAGGACAAUUCAGGAAAGCUGACACAGAGAGAAUUUCAGGAAGUGAUAGAUGAUGAUAUAUGUGUUAGAUACCCACAAGUGGAGCUCUACUUGAAGAGCAAAGGUAUGCGUGGCAUUGCCGAUCUAUUAAAACAAACACAAGCUGAGAAUGGUUCCAAUAAGCCCAUCGAACUCAGUAUAGAAGAGCUUACGUCAGCUCUUUGUCAAGUUGACUCACAAGUGAAGUUUCUCCCAGCUACUGGACAGGUCGCUGCUCAACAAGGGACUUACCUAGCAAAAUGCUUUGAUCGUAUGGAAGAAUGCGAGAAAAACCCUGAAGGUCCCAUUAGGAUUAGAGGAGAAGGUCGUCAUCGAUUCCGUCCCUUCAGGUAUCGACAUUUGGGACAAUUCGCUCCAUUAGGAGGAGAACAAACAGCAGCACAACUUCCAGGAGACUGGGUUUCGAUAGGACACAGCAGUCAAUGGCUGUGGUACUCAGUUUACGCGAGUAAGCAAGUGAGCUGGCGAACGAGAGUCCUGGUGGUCUCAGACUGGGUGAGACGAUUCAUCUUUGGGAGGGAUUCAAGUCGCAUUUGAAAAUCUCAGGUCUCUAUAGUCUUUGGCUGUUUUACAAGUCGUCGUCUUGCAAAACAACAAUGCGGGAAGAUGUUAAACGUCAUUUGGUUACUUUCAUGAGAUUUUGCAUGUCUUCAUUUUAGCGUAAUCCAGCGAAUUGUCCCAAAUGUCAUUUGGUUACCAACGCUUUAUAUCACAAUUCUUUUUCUUUGGUUCUUCUUGUUCUUCCAAAGUAGGAUCUCAUAUGGAAAAGUUCUAACAUAUGAUGGGAAUUUUGUAAAAAAAAAAUCAAACAUAUGAUAUUACAGAUAUUAG
Thlaspi arvense is the source of this 2191-nucleotide messenger RNA. NCBI's taxonomy places the organism in Eukaryota, Viridiplantae, Streptophyta, Magnoliopsida, Brassicales, Brassicaceae. The record is from the annotation of a GenBank genome assembly.